CUCUCUCUCUCUCUCUGUAAUUUAACACUCAUUGACUUUGUUAGAGAAAGAUGAGCGCACCGGGCUCUUCUAGAUCCAUUCCGUUCAAAUCGAAGAAACGUCUCUUCGAUUCGCCACGCUCGAAAUCCCAAACCGGAAACCCCGAUUCACCUUCUUCUGUACCUUUCCCCACGCCGGAGAAGCCGCCGGAGAGUAUCCUCACAAGACCCAGAAACCGAUCUUAUGAUCUAUCCGAGAAAAAAGUUCCCCAGGCCGCUGGAUCUGAAGAUCCGAUUGGUAAGGUUUCAUCCGCCAGGAGUCAGCUCGUGUUCUCGUCGCCUUCCUCAUCCAAACGAGUAUCCAAUGUUAACAAGAUCGCCGAGGGUGAGAAGCUACCGGAGAAGUACGAAAAUCUGGGAAAGUUCUUCGAUGCGCUAGACAGUUCGAUCGUGUUAUCGAAAUUACGAGGCUCUAAGCCGACUUUCUCCAACAUUUCCGGGAAAAUCGAGCAUUUGACGGAAAGGAGGUUUUGCUACAGUCACUUGGCUCAAAUCAAACAUUUAUUGCCAGAGGCAAUCGAGAUUAAGAGAGUUUUGAUACAUGAUGAAUCAACUCGCUGCAUGAAACCAGACCUUCAUGUUACACUCAACGCCUAUGCAGUUGAGGACCAUGACAAAAGCAAGAAGAUCUCACUACGCAAAGUGUUCAGGACAAGACUUGCAGACUUUUUUAAAGCUCAUCCUCAGGGUGAUGAAGUUCCCGAGGAAUCGCUUCCAGAGCUUUUCAGUAGAAGGAAACUAAAUGAGAACUCAAAGGAUGAGGUUAAGAGUUUUAGUUCAGUCAUGGAAGAGAUGGCUUCUAUUCCAGCAGCUAAAUUGAUCUCAGCUUUCAUGGAAGUUCCAUCAACCUCAGUCAAAGCAGCUCCAAGUCCUGCUAACAUUGCACCAACUGCAAGUCCUGCUAGACCAGCUUUGUCUAAGAUUAACUUGGCUCCAACCCCAGUGAAAGCUGUGUCAACUCCUGCUAGUGUACCUUCAACGCCUGCUAAAAUUGACCCAGCACCAGCUUUUGUCGCUUCAACCCCACCUGAGUUUGCUUCAACUCCUGCCCGUCUGUUCAGUACAUCCCUUGAAGCUCGUCUGCAGAAAAGAAGUAGCGAUGAUACAAAUCUAGAUGAUAUCAAUACUGACCAACCAUUUAAGCUCGCGAGGCGUUCCUCACUAAGCUCAUCAAGGUCGUUGAACUUCGAUUCUUAUACAGAGCAUGAGAAAGAUGUUGAUGAAGACAUUGAUCGAGUACUGGUGUCCAGCGACGAUGAAAUACUCAGUAUACUUCCUGAUAAGCUUCGAGAGGAGAUUAAAGAACAAGAGAGGAAAGCUAUUGAGGAUUCUAAUCCAGCGAUCUCAGAGGCAAAGAGAAGGCGAAAGAUGAUAGCUUGUCUACCUAAACUUUUCAACGUUAUCCAUUACUUGAUCCAGUCGUUAAGGCGGUGGGUUAUCACAAAAGAAGAGCUUGUGCACAAGAUAAUCGCCGGUCAUUCUGAUAUCGCCGACAGAAGAGAAGUUGAAGAGCAGCUUGUGUUAAUGCAAGAGCUAGUCCCGGAAUGGAUCUCUGAGAAAAGAUCAUCAAGUGGAGAUCUACUUGUAUGCAUAAACAAAGUGGCAUCUCCUCAAACUAUCCGGUCGAGUCUAGAAGAAGAAAACAAGAAAGCGAUGGCUACGCCACUUUCUUAAAAGUGCGGUGUCAUCGGCUGCUGAACAUGCGUCACUUUAUACGUGAUAAAGGCUGAACAUUCAUGAGAAAGGCGUGUAGAGAUAGAUUGCUAGGUAGAUUAUCAAAAUUUUAGUGUGGAAAUGUAAUUAAUUAGUAAUAAAUCACUUUUAUUUUC
Brassica oleracea var. oleracea is the source of this 1867-nucleotide messenger RNA. Its product is annotated as CDT1-like protein a, chloroplastic. The record is from RefSeq and is a predicted model, not a curated record. Gene Ontology annotation, biological process: mitotic cell cycle; regulation of DNA-templated DNA replication initiation; DNA replication checkpoint signaling. Gene Ontology annotation, cellular component: nucleus. Gene Ontology annotation, molecular function: DNA binding; DNA polymerase binding. NCBI's taxonomy places the organism in Eukaryota, Viridiplantae, Streptophyta, Magnoliopsida, Brassicales, Brassicaceae. The transcript has 7 exons. The coding region runs from base 51 to 1712 and encodes 553 amino acids.